Messenger RNA from Anopheles coluzzii, 2124 nucleotides. RefSeq lists its product as uncharacterized. Bases 432 to 1634 code for a protein of 400 amino acids. The transcript has a single exon. Lineage: Eukaryota; Metazoa; Arthropoda; Insecta; Diptera; Culicidae. The record is from RefSeq and is a predicted model, not a curated record.
CGGAAGAAAGCGAGCAAUUCUUUAAUUUUAAUUCUCCUAAUCAGAUUUCGCAUUGUUGAUUUUGAUUGUUGAAUUUCGCCUCUCUCGUUGCGUCGGCCGUCUGAAUGGUAUCGGCGGCUGUCGCUAGCCGCGAUCCAGGGGUGAGCAACAAUACGGCCACAACAGAAGCAACAGAACUGCAACGCUCAGAAGCUGUUUGUCGCUGGACUUCUUGACAAUCUGAUCGACUCACCCGCGCUUCUUUCGAAGCUCAACAUGUAUGUCCCGCCGAGAUCGCUCCGAGCAAGAUCGCUACUCGACCUGGAGGAACGCCGCACUCGCUUUGGCUCCUCUGAUCCGUUUAUUCGUAUGUGCCGUUAGUUUAAUGUCAUUUGUGAUCGUCAUUGGCAGUGGAAAAGGCCAACCGCGUUGUAAAGGUCGUGACCAACGUAAUGAGGAACCACAGCGGGCCCCGGGUAUCUAAGCGGAGAUUGCUUGCCGGGGUGUCUGAAGCGAUUAUUCGCUACGGUGCACCCAUCUGGGCCGAGGCCACGGAUCGCCAGUGCUGCCGGCGGAUGCUGGCAAGCGUCCAGCGACCUCUGGCGCAGCGAGUCGUAUGCGGAUUCAGAUCCAUGAGCUACAGCGUAGCUGUACUCAUGGCAAGGCUCAUCCCUCAUCACCUUUUGAUAAAGGAAGACGCGAGAUGCCACCAACGGUACUUCGCCGACCCGGAAGCAAGUCGUGCUGUCAUCCGACGUGAGGAACGCGCGGUGACGCUGGAGGUAUGGCAACGGGAGUGGCAUGCGAACGCAUCGAAUCCAGGAGCCAGCCGUUACGCACGUUGGGCACACAGAUUGAUCCCCGAGGUGCAUUCAUGGAUGGCACAGAAGCGGGGUGAGGUGGACUUUCAUCUUGCCCAGAUACUCUCGGGACACGGAUUUUUCCGAGAGUUUCUGCAUGUAUGCGGCUUCGCUCCAUCCCCAGAAUGCCCGGAAUGCACAGGCUCGGUUGAGUCAGUGGUUCACGUGUUGUUCCACUGUCCGAGGUUUGCAGAGGUUCGGCGCGACCUACUGGAGAUGGGAGUGGACGGUUCUAUAACAGAGGAGAACCUCGGACAAAUGUUGCUGAAAAGUUCAGACUCUUGGAUCCGCAUUCAGGAAGUAGCAUGCCGCAUCACCACGGUGCUGCAAGUGCGCUGGAGAGAAGAUGAGGCGGCGCUGAAUACGCUUGCUAAUUCCACAUCCGCAGAGGCGACAGUCAACGCUGAACAGAUGCAGGACGACCCGGCUGCAGCCCGACGAGCGGCCCGUAACCGUCAAGCAAGGGCCCGGAGAGCGCAGGAACGCGUGGAGCAGCUUGGGGACGUGGAAUUGGCGUCGGCGUUCAGGCAGUUGUACGGUCCAGCAGCUAGCGAUGCGACAUCAUCAAUUCCGGCAGCAGUGCCUUUGCUAUUGGAGGCAACAGCAACAGUAGACCCUACACCAGUAGCAGCAGCCGUAGCAGUAGCAGAAGCAGCAACAUCAUCGGCAGCUGAGGCAGCACCACGAGUAGCACCUGAGGUUGCACCCUUUUCAGCAACCACCGGAAUGGCGCCACCGUCAUCACCGUCAUCACCAAAUCUCUCUCCCAGACGUCGGAGACAAGCGCAGCGGUAGGCCAGAGCACAUAUGCCCCCCGGCAGACAACAGAAUGGUAGAGCAGUGCCUUCUGCAGAGGAGCUGGAGCGUCGUCGCCAGCGACAACGAGAAAAGGAGAGAGCCCGACGACAACGGCAGCGGAGGGCGAGGGAUAGUCAGGCCGUCACGAUCCCUUUUUCGCCAUUACCAUCGGACGAAAUGCAAGAAAGGAGAUCUACACUAACAGCAGAUGAGGAAGCUGCUAUCAGCAUGGAGGCAAUAUCGGGGCGUUAAACAAUCCGCAGUAUGUAGGGUGGUUAGAAGAGCUACGGAAGGACAGUAAGGUCUCACGGAAAAAAAAAUCGAAGGAAUACGAGACAGUAUCGUUUAAUUUUUUUGCGAGUUAAAUUAAUUUUAUCACUAAUAAAGAAAGGAAGGUCUGUAUGGACGGUUAAACCUGGUGGGUAAAUCCCUAACGGGUAAUUCCCACUGGGAGGCGCAAGCAGUUGGGAACGAAUGAUAAUUUGUG